Rhizophagus irregularis DAOM 181602=DAOM 197198 is the source of this 1333-nucleotide messenger RNA. RefSeq lists its product as uncharacterized. Gene Ontology annotation, molecular function: ATP binding; protein kinase activity; protein binding. The record is from RefSeq and is a predicted model, not a curated record. Gene Ontology annotation, cellular component: cytoplasm. Gene Ontology annotation, biological process: signal transduction; protein phosphorylation. Lineage: Eukaryota; Fungi; Glomeromycota; Glomeromycetes; Glomerales; Glomeraceae.
AUGAAAGAUUACCAUUUGGUAUUGGAAUAUGCUAACCAAGGAACUCUUGAAAGUUACCUAGAUAAAAAUUUUGAAAAUCUCACUUGGAAUGAUAAGUAUAAAAUGGCUCAUCAGUUGGCUUGUGCUGUCUUAUGUUUGCAUGAUGAAGGAAUUGUACAUAACGAUUUGAACUCCUCUAAUAUAUUGGUUCAUCAACAUGAUAUUAAAUUGGCAGACUUCGGAUUAUCAAAAAGGCUUGAUGAAUCAUCUAGACUUCAAUCUAAAGUAUUUGGUGUAAUUCCCUAUACGGAUCCAAAAAAAUUUAGUAAACGAGGAACACACAAAUCUAAUGAAAAAAGUGACGUAUAUAGUGUUGGAGUAUUAUUAUGGGAAAUAUCAAGCGGUCGAAAACCCUUUUAUAUAGAAGAUGAACCAUAUGAUAUUGAUUUAGUUAUGGAAAUUAGUGGUGGUUUAAGAGAAACAAUUGUUCCUAAUACACCAACUGAUUAUGUUAAACUUUAUGAAGAAUGUUGGGACAGUGAACCGAGUAAACGGCCAAAUAUGGAAGAAGUAGUUAAAAGAUUAAAAACGAAUAUUCAAUCAGAUGAACCACCACAUAAUAAUAAUCGUCGUAAUAGUUUUAAUUCUACCACUUCAGAAAUUAGUCCAUUACAAGAAGAAUUAGCUCAAUUGAUGGAAAAGUUUAACAAAAUGAUUACAAAAGAUUUAGAUGUUUCGGAACUUGGUUCAUUACAUAUGAAAUUAUCUUCGCUAAUUGAAAAAUUCAAUGAAGCGGCUGCUUCAAAUGAUUCGUCACAAUUUAGUUCGAAUGCAAUUAGAACACAUUCAAGUAAUGAUUGUUUAUUAAACACGAUCGAAAUUGGAUCUACGAGAUCUACGAGAUCUUCAGAAGAAGAAUUUACCGAAAGGGAUUUAAGUAAGAAUGUUGAGGAUAUAACAAAACUUUAUUUUAAAAUAUUAAAUGAAGGGAAAAGUUUAAACAUAAGAAAAAAAUAUGUGCUAGAUUAUCUUAAUGAUCAUAACAUUAGUAAGAAAGAGAUUCAUAAUUGGUUAUCAAAUAAUCAAAAUAACUCCGAUAAUAAAUUUUUAUUGGGAUAUUUUAAUUAUUUUGGAAUUGUAAAAAAUAAGAAUUAUGAAUUAGCAUUUUAUUUAUUCAUGACUGCUUCAACGCAGGAUCACAUAUUAUCGUUAUAUUAUGUAGGAGCAUGUAAUCAACAUGGACAUGGAACUAAAAAAAAUCCACAAUUAGCUCUUGAUUGUUAUAAAUUAAUCGCUAGUAAAAAUAUUGCGAUAGGACAGGCAAGACUUGGUUAUUUUUAUGAAAAAGGAAUAG